Myxocyprinus asiaticus (Chinese sucker) is the source of this 2645-nucleotide messenger RNA. Its product is annotated as sodium channel and clathrin linker 1-like. The transcript has 10 exons. Gene Ontology annotation, biological process: cilium assembly; clustering of voltage-gated sodium channels. Gene Ontology annotation, cellular component: centriole. Lineage: Eukaryota; Metazoa; Chordata; Actinopteri; Cypriniformes; Catostomidae. Bases 1453 to 2022 code for a protein of 189 amino acids. The record is from RefSeq and is a predicted model, not a curated record.
CCUGGGGGAGUCUCGUUUUUGCUUAGUGACUAAGUGUAAGAUUUUUGGUUGAGUGAUGGAAUUAAGGUUAUGUGUAGGUUGAGGGUAUAUACAUGUUAAGGGUUUCUGUGGGACUCCAAAUAAGCAAACUAAACACACUUUAUAAAUAUCGUAUACGACUUAUCGCGAGACUUUUUCCAGUCUGAGGGUUCCCUUCUUGACACGACACUGAUUGGCUUUGAGGAUGAGUAUGAUGUAGCUCUUAGGCUUUUCAAACCACAAGGCGGAAGGAUCUGGAGAGCUAACUGACUAAAAAUUAAAAUGUUAUUAGCUUUUGUGUUUAUUUACUUGUCUAUGCUGUGUUUUAACAUUUUAAAUUAUGCGAUGGAAAGAUAAACAUUUAUAAUUCAUUUCAGCUGUCAUAAAGAAGCAUCCAACACGUUUAUAAUGAAUGUUUUCAUGUGUGCAACCGUAAGCCUGCUUUAAUUAGCUGUUUAAAUCUCCACCUGAAUACCAGUGAAGCUUGAUGCUUUAGCUGAGAUUAUACAUUAAGUUCUACCAGGUACACAAUAAAUGAAUGCUCACACAAUACUACAUGGAUUACAGUGAAGCUGAUUGUUGUAUGUAAAUUUUUCAAUGUUAAAAUGCAGGCUUGAUAUGCAGAGUCAACUAAUGGCGCAGAAAUUACACACUUCAGCUUUAACAACUAUCAAAGCUUGAUGAGGCUGAAUUCAUGUUGUCAGCUCGAAAUUGCAGUUUAAUUCCAAGUUAAAUAAAUUUGCCGUAUAAUACGUUUGCUGUCCCCAAGUACAUUUUCUCUUAAUCUCUCCCAAUCACCCUCUACCCCCACACACUCACAUACUUGUUUACCCCUGUCAAACACACAGAGGCAGAUGACGGACAUGAAAGCCAGUCUGGAGCAGGUGGUAAAAGAGAAUGAGCUGUUGAAUGGAUCUCCUGCUGAUCUCUCCACCCAGUCACUCAUUUUUUAUCAGUGUAACAGUUUCUGCAGUGCAAGAUGAGGUUCUUUUAAUCACAGCACAUCCUUCACAUACAUGAUUGGUGGCGGAAAGUUUGCGAACUGUGCUUUAAUUUGACCUAAAAUGCUUCAUGCAGAAUAGAGAACAUCCAUUGAAAACAGCUGCAGUCUCUGUCCACUGGAACAGAAGGAGAUACAGCUGGGGAUGCUAUAGCCAUCAGCAAUCUAGUGGAGCAGGUCAAGUGUGCCGUGGAGGAGAAGGAACAGGCACUACAAAUGUGGCAGGCAGCUGUGCAGGAGCUGGAUCGACUGCAGAACCAGUAUCAGAGCACCAUCAGUGAUGGAUAAGUACAUGCAUUUGAACGGCAACACAUGCAGAAUCAGAUGGCACAGCUUCAACAACAUGCCCAGAAACUCCAGUUGACCAAAAAGAAGCUGGAAUCGUAAGACAAGCAAAGGUCGAGCAGAGAUCUGCUGCAGCGAAAGUGGAGGAGAUGACCAGACUCCUGCAGAACAUCCAGGAUCAGAUGCAGAGGAGGGAAGAGGACGCAGCAGAAGCUCAUGGUAGAGAGGAAGCAUCUGACCAGAGGCUACAGCAACUACAGACAGCACUGAACACGCUAGAGGCCAGGUGUCUUCGAUGCAGCAGGAGCUGUGUUAAGGAGCAGGGUUUGGAGUCCAGGCUGAGAGAGAUGGAGGAGAGCAGUAAAAACUCCAGCGCUGGUUUGAGCAGACUGCUGCUCGCUCAACAGAAAACCAUCAGCUGCUAUAAGGAAGAGGCCAAGCAGCUCACGCAAGCCUUCCAGCAGAAACUCAGCAGCCUUAGGUCAGAGCUGAACAGACAGAAGCAGCAAGCUCAGGAACUGGAGAUCCAGCUGGAAGCCGAUCAUCAGAAGAUACUGGAGUAUGAGAGGCAGGUUUCUGAGCACCAGGAGAAAAACACGCAUCUACAGAGGCGUCUUACUCAGGCAGAGCAACGGGCAGCUAGCAAAUCACAACAGCUGAGUGUGAUGUCACAGAGGAGGGGAGCUGCAUCCAUGAUGGACCUUGAGACUCUUUUAUAGAAGAACUGCAGAAUGUCUUCCACACAUGGAACACAUCUUCCCAGUGAAGUAAAUAACUCCCUGAUGAGCUGAGGAGUGUUUGUUCAUCAAUGGGAUUAUUGAUGAGUUUAUUCGUGUCUUUACUUGACGGAUUUUCCAUGUUUAUCAGCUAGUUGAUUAAUUUGCCAAUGAGUUUAUUGAUUACUUUAAAGAGGUAUUUAAUUGAGUUCACUCACUAUUGGAAAACAUAUAAGAAUCAUUGCAUUGGGACAAAUAUCAAGUAAUAGAUAAUUGGAUUCUUGUUGAGUUGUACACUUCCUAAGCAAGAUGACUAGUGAAACUCUAGAACAUGGAUGCCCAAACCAGGGCCCACUGGCCAAAGUUGGCCCCUGAUGAUCUUUGAUUCGGUCUGCCUGGGGGGAGGGAUGAAGAAAAAAAAUGCUAGUGAUGCAGCUUUACAUUGCAUUAAUUUAGCAGAUUGCAUAGAAAUGUUUUUUGUUUUUGUAUAAUGAAAUCAUAAAGGAGGGGAACCAAGACAAAUGUCACAUUUUAAUAUAAUGCAGUUUGCAGGGCCUGAAAUUCAGCACGGUUAAUGCGCACAAUUUUAAUCAUUACUGCAAGUUCCAUGUCAUAAUGCUGAAAAA